AGUUGCAUUGGUCUUCAAGAUGCAGACUUUGGUCUGGGAAUCCCUGAGUCCCUCAGCACUCCUCACUUCAUCUCCAUCUUCAAUUGCUUCUUCUACCAACCGAGCAAGCCUCUAUCUUCCUUACUCAAACCAGAAAUCCAAACUUUACAACGAGCCACCGAGUUCCGCCACCUAUGCUUCUAUUCUCGACAAUUGUGGGUCCCCCACCUUCGGAAAACAGCUUCACGCCCACUCCAUAAAGUCAGGGUUUCAUGCCCACGAGUUUGUUACCACCAAGUUGCUCCAGAUGUAUGCAAGAAGCUGCUCUUUCCAGAACGCAUGCCAUCUGUUCGACACAAUGCCCUUUAGAAAUUUGCACUCAUGGGCCGCACUCCUGCGUGUCCACGUUGAAAUGGGGUUCUUUGAGGAAGCCUUCUUGCUCUUUGAACAAUUGCUGUAUGAAGCAGUGGGAUUGGAAUUUUUCGUGUUUCCUGUGGUGUUGAAGAUCUGUUGUGGGCUUUGUGCUGUGGAGCUGAGUAGGCAAAUGCAUGGGAUGGCGUUGAAAUAUGGGUUUGUUAAGAAUGUUUACGUUGGUAAUGCUUUGAUAGAUAUGUAUGGUAAAUGUGGGAGCUUAGAUGAGGCCAAGAAAGUUCUGGAAGGAAUGCCCCAAAAGGAUUGUGUCUCUUGGAAUUCUUUGAUCACUGCUUGUGUUGCUAAUGGAUUGGUAUACGAGGCGUUGGAUCUCUUGGAAAAUAUGACUGCGGGUGAGUGUGGUUUAGCACCUAAUCUUGUUUCUUGGAGCGUGGUGAUUGGUGGAUUUGCGCAAAACGGUUACUAUGUUGAGUCAGUUAAACUGCUUUCUAGAAUGGUGUUGGAAGCAGGGAUGAGACCGAAUGCUCAAACGCUGGCCAGUGUUCUUCCAGCUUGCGGGAGGAUGCAAUGGCUAUCCCUUGGGAAAGAACUGCAUGGCUAUGUCGUUAGACAUGAAUUCUUCUCUAAUGCUUUUGUUGUGAAUGGGUUAGUGGAUAUGUAUAGAAGGUGCGGUGGUAUGGAAAGUGCCUUCAAAAUGUUUUCCAGAUUUUCUAGGAAAUGUGCUGCAUCUUACAAUGCAGUGAUAGCUGGUUACUGGGAGAAUGGCAACGUCUUUAGGGCCAGGGAGUUGUUUGAUCAGAUGGAGAAAAAAGGUGUAGAAAGGGACAGAAUAUCAUGGAAUUCUAUGAUAUCAGGGUAUGUGGCCUAUUCUAUGUUUGAUGAAGCUUUUAGCUUGUUCAGAGAUUUGCUGAAGGUAGGAAUUGAGCCUGAUUCUUUCACUCUAGGAAGUGUUCUUGCUGGCUGUGCUGAUAUGGCAUCUAUUCAACGAGGGAAAGAGAUACAUUCCCAUGCCAUUGUCAAAGGUCUGCAGUUCAACAGUUUUGUUGGUGGAGCUUUGGUAGAAAUGUACUCUAAAUGCAGGGACCUAGUGGCUGCACAAAGAGCAUUUGAUGAUGUAACUGAAAGUGAUCUUCCAACUUGGAAUGCUUUGAUUUCAGGCUAUGCCCGCUCCGAUCAAACUGAAAAGAUUGGAGAACUUCUCCAGAAAAUGAAAAGAGAUGGUUUUGAACCAAAUGUGUAUACAUGGAAUGGUAUUAUAGCUGGUUAUGUGGAAAAUAAACGGUGUGAUUCUGCAAUGCAACUGUUAACUGAAAUUCAGAUUGCAAAAUUUAGGCCUGACAUAUACACUGUUGGAAUGAUUUUGGCUGCAUGCUCUAAGUUGGCUACAAUCCAACGAGGAAAGCAGGUCCAUGCAUAUUCCAUAAGAGCGGGGCACGACUCAAAUGUUCACAUUGGAGCUGCCCUAGUGGAUAUGUAUGCAAAAUGUGGGGAUGUUAAGCAAUGCUGUCGUGUAUAUAACAGGAUAUCAGAUCAUAAUUUGGUGUCGCACAAUGCUAUGAUUACUGCCUAUGCCAUGCAUGGAUACGGGGAUGAAGGAAUUGCUCUUUUUCACAGAAUGUUAGCUGGCAAAGUAAGGCCAGACCAUGUGACUUUUCUUGCAGUUCUUUCUUCAUGUGUUCAUGCUGGAUCAUUGGAGAUUGGUCAUGAAUGCUUUGAUUUGAUGGCAACUUACAAUGUGGCGCCCUCAUUGAAACAUUAUACAUGUAUGGUUCACCUGUUGAGUCGUGCAGGCAAGCUCUACGAAGCAUAUAAACAUAUCAAGAACCUGCCAAUGGAAGCGGAUGCAGUGACCUGGAAUGCUCUGCUUGGUGGUUGUUUUAUUCACAAUGAAGUUACCUUGGGUGAAAUAGCAGCAGAAAAACUCAUAGAAUUGGAGCCUGAUAAUCCUGGAAACUAUGUUAUGUUGGCAAACUUGUAUGCUUCUGUGGGGAAAUGGCAUCAUCUUGCUCAAACUAGACAAUUAAUGAAAGAUAUGGGAAUGCAAAAGAGUCCAGGGUGCAGUUGGAUGGAAGAUAGAGAUGGAAUUCAUGUGUUCGUUGCUAGUGAUAAGACUCACAAAAGAACAGACGACAUAUAUUCUGUUCUAGACAGUUUAACCAAUUUAAUUUAAUUCGAGUUAAGCAUAUAAAUCA
Molecule: messenger RNA, 2543 nt
Organism: Vigna angularis (adzuki bean)
Lineage: Eukaryota; Viridiplantae; Streptophyta; Magnoliopsida; Fabales; Fabaceae
Product: pentatricopeptide repeat-containing protein At5g08510-like
Exons: 1
Coding region: 20-2521 (833 amino acids)
Biological process (GO): RNA modification
Molecular function (GO): RNA binding; protein binding
Source: RefSeq, a predicted model, not a curated record